Molecule: messenger RNA, 1688 nt
Organism: Sitodiplosis mosellana (orange wheat blossom midge)
Lineage: Eukaryota; Metazoa; Arthropoda; Insecta; Diptera; Cecidomyiidae
Product: protein O-glucosyltransferase 2-like
Exons: 4
Coding region: 68-1615 (515 amino acids)
Cellular component (GO): endomembrane system
Molecular function (GO): glucosyltransferase activity; protein binding
Source: RefSeq, a predicted model, not a curated record
GUUUUGUUUUGUUUUGUUUCUUCAUUCUCUUUUGACAGCUGUCAAGGUAUAUUCAAAUCGUAUAAAAAUGCGUAUAUUUCGUACUUACGGCACAACGUUUGUUCUAUUUUUUAGUUUUUCAAUUUUCUUUUCAAUUCCUACAAAAUGUGAUGAUAUAAAAAGUACUAUUCGAUCCGUCGAUGUAUUUAAAACCAAAGUGUGGGGACCAGGACUGAAUCCCGAAAAAAUCGUGCUCCCUGUACGUUACUUUUACAUUCAAGCCUACGAUGCAUAUGGAAAAUCAUUCAAUACAUCGACGGCUCAAAGAUUUGAUGUAAAUAUACGCGGAGAAUCAUCGGCUGGAAAGUGCCGGGUUCGGAUCGAGCAGUUUGAUAGACGUGAUGGUGUUUAUAUAGUACGAUAUAAAAUUGUUGGAGUUUGCUGGAACGUUGAAAUUCACAUUCAGUAUAAAAAUAAACAUGUGGCAAACUCACCAUAUCGAAUACCGGACAAAGAUGUAUAUUCAGAUAAAUGCCGGUGUCCGCAGGAAAUUGAUAAAUGGUUGAAAAACUUGAAUUGCGACACAUCGUACGAGCAAAUUGAAUCCGAUCUGAAGCCAUUUAAACGUGUUAAUUUUACCGAACUUCGCCCAAAGAUAUUGAGAACCUACGAUAAACCGGGUAGCAUUUCAAUUUGCAAUUUUAUCAUCAAGGAUAAUCAAAUCUAUAGGAAAUGCUAUGGGCAACACACUGGCUUCAAAAUGUUUGAAGACGCACUGCUCAAAACAUUAGUUCGGCUGGUUCGAUUGCCAGACAUGGAGUUCAUGGUUAAUUUAGGCGAUUGGCCGUUGGUGAAAAAGGGUGGCAUAACUCGGACCCAUGGCCCUUUACCAAUUUUCUCGUGGUGUGGCAGCGAAGACACAUACGAUAUUGUUAUGCCAACGUAUGAUCUAACGGAAUCAACUCUACAAGCUAUGGACCGCGUUUCCAUUGACAUUUUAUCCGUGCAAAAUGCACAGAUAUCAUGGUCUGAAAAGCAAUCGAUUGCAUUUUGGAGAGGAAGAGAUGCACGAAGAGAGAGACUAGAUUUGAUUGAUAUUUCCCGCAAAUAUCCACACCUUUUCAAUGUAUCGCUGACCAAUUUUUUCUUUUUUCGGGACGAAGAAGCAAAAUAUGGACCAAAAACUGCACAUGUUUCAUUUUUUGAAUUUUUCAAUUACAAAUACCAGUUGAACAUCGAUGGCACUGUGGCCGCUUAUCGAUUCCCAUAUUUGCUGGCCGGCAACUCUGUAACGUUCAAACAGCAAUCAACAUUUUAUGAACACUUUUAUAAUGAAUUACAGCCCAUGUACCAUUUUAUUCCCGUAAAAAGAGACCUAUCAAAUUUGGUCGAUCAAAUAAAUUGGGCCAGGAAGAAUGACGAUAGCGCAAGGAAAAUAUCGCGUCAAGCUCAAAAUUUUGUCAAUGAAAGACUCACACCGGAUAAAAUACUCUGCUAUCACGUUAAUUUGCUCAAGGAAUGGAGUGGGCGAUUAGUCGAUAGCAUUCAAAUUCAACCCGAUAUGGAGCGAUUAGAUGAAGAAGAUAAUGAAUGCGAUUGCAUUGUAAAUGUUAAAACACCACGAGAUGAAUUGUAAACUACUAUUUUAUUUCAAUAAAUUUGACAUUUUCUUUCAGUAGAUGGCGUUUCAUCGUCACUUACAAGCUAAA